Molecule: messenger RNA, 584 nt
Organism: Ceratosolen solmsi marchali
Lineage: Eukaryota; Metazoa; Arthropoda; Insecta; Hymenoptera; Agaonidae
Gene: Uqcc1
Product: Ubiquinol-cytochrome c reductase complex assembly factor 1
Exons: 5
Coding region: 1-546 (181 amino acids)
Biological process (GO): mitochondrial respiratory chain complex III assembly
Cellular component (GO): mitochondrion
Source: RefSeq, a predicted model, not a curated record
AUGAGUUUGAACAUUUAUAGUUUCAUAUCUAUUAAGAACCUCACAUUACGUGGUGCUAUACUUUAUGAAAAUAUAGUCGAUAAAUUAGAUUAUAACUAUUUUUAUAAAGAAUUCACAAUGGAAGAUACCUUUUUUUCAUGGUUCCUUAUUACGGAACUGCAUGUAUGGAUGCUAAUGCUGCGUGUAAUGCAAGAAGGAGAAAACGGUUUAAAUCUCAGAAAUUAUAUUGUUGAAGCUAUGUGGAACGAUGUCAAUAUUAGAGCAAAAAAACUUGGGGCAACAAAUUCAACGUUGAUAAAGUCAAACAUAAAAUUAUUAUAUGAACAAUUUAAUGCUUCAAUAAUAGGAUAUGAUGAAACAGUGGGAUCUAACGAUAAAUUUCUUGCUAGUCAUAUUUGGCGACGAUUUUUUAAAUGUAAUAUGGAUAAUCCUGAAAAGUUAGAAAAACUUGUUUAUUACAUUAGAAAACAGGUUGAUACGUUAAGUCAUACUACAAUCACAGAAAUUUUGUCUCCACCUUCUAAUAUUAACUGGAUAUAUAAAUAAUCUGAUUUUAAAUAAAGUACUUUCAUAUCUUUUUAUAA